AUGGAAGAAAGUUUCAAUAAUAUAUAUUUCAAAGGGGAAGUCUAUUAAAUAAACAGCUAAGUCUUAGAUUAAGCAAAUUAAUCAACAAUUUCAAAUCAUAUGAACAAGUUUAUGAAUUUGUAUUUACAAGUAAUAAUAAUUAAAUUUGAUUAAGAAAGUUCAUUUGUAAAUGUAAUUAUAUAAAUGUGAUACUGAAGAAUAAUGUCAUUAUUAUGUUGAAUAAUUGAAUAAAUAUUUACAAUAAUUUUGUGCAGCUGGAAAUGAGUUUAAUAAUUAUAAGAAAUUCUCUUUAAACUUUAAUUGGAGUGAAUAUCAUAAAUAGAACUUCAUAACUAGAAUACUUUAUGAUUCCAAAAUUUAUGAUACUAUAAUGACAAUCAAAGAUAAUUAUUAAAGUGAGGGAAUUGAGAAAUUGGUUAAUUUAAUCAAAUCAAAGUAAAAUAACAACUCACAAAAAUAGUAAAAACAACAAGAUAGAAUAUUGUUGCGAUCUUGUUUAUUAAGAAUAAACUAUAUAAAUUAAAACUCAUUCUGAUUUAAUGAGAUAUUGGAUAUAAUAUAGUUAAUGUGAAGAUUUAGGCCUAGAUGAAAUUAUGGAUUUCGAAAGAAGAUUAGAAAAGGCUAUCACUGGAUUACCUGAAACAGAGAAAUAGCUGCCAACUAUUCCAUUAAAUUGGGAAUAAUAAAUACUUUCAAAAAAGAAAUGA
Paramecium pentaurelia is the source of this 707-nucleotide messenger RNA. Lineage: Eukaryota; Ciliophora; Oligohymenophorea; Peniculida; Parameciidae. The record is from the annotation of a GenBank genome assembly.